AUGGUGUACACCCAGCCACCACACAGGUGCUGCCACAUGGUGCACACUCAGCCACCACAGGUGCUGCCUCAACACACCCAGCCACCACAAGUGCUGCCACAUAGUGUACAACCAGCCAUUGCAGGUGCUACCACAACACAUCCAGCCACCACAGCUGCUGCCACAUGGUGUAUACCCAGCCACCGCAGGUGCUGCCACAGCAUACACUCAGCCACCGCAGGUGCUGCCCAAUGGCUCACACCCAGCCACCAUUCCCUGGGCUGCUGUGACUCUCUCCGCACACUGUCACAGGAAAGGAACCUCAAGGAGGGUCAGUGUUUUACACAUAGAGACGCAGCCCUCUUGGUGGGGUUUCAGGAGAGGGUUGGGGCCCCACCACCCUUCAGAUCCCAAGUGAACCUCCCACCUGAUGCUUCAUGUGUCCAGCCCAACUUCCUAGACUCAGUCUCUCCUAGAGGGUGCGUUAACCUCCACAUCUUGAAGAGAGGAUGCUUCUUUGGACCGUAGUUGUGCAUUCAGUCAGUUACAGAGCUCCUUACUGCAAGAGAAAGCAGUGUGGACUGCUGCUUUCAGUGAGAACUCCCUGGCAGAUGGCAGAGCCCUGCAGUUGUCUUUUACACAUAAAACACGGAGGUGGGGUCAUGGUAUCAUCUUCACGUGCUUUCUGGUAGUGCUUUCUGCUGGAGUCUCUCUUGUUUUUCUCUUUGCUUAAAAGUAAGGUGUCAUGAAAGAAGCUUGAUCAAAUCCUCAUCCCAGAAAUCAAGUCGUGUUUUAAAGAAAUGACCCCCAUUUGCAUGGACACUGUUUUCUAACGGCUGCAAGGUGUCUUGCAAAUGAUCUAGUGUUUCCCUUCUCAUUUCUCUCAGGUCUAGCUCAGCCACCUUCUCCUUCUGUCAUCACUUUUCCCUCUGCAGCUAACUUGGUCACUGUGUCCACAAUUUAAAAAAAGCCAGCAUGAAUGAGAGAUAGAAUAACGAUGUUCAGAGACAUGGUUUUUGCUCCCUGUCAAAUGUGACCCCACCAGCAGUCCUGGUGUUGCAGUGGACAGGCAUCAGGAGGCCUGGCUUCUCAGCCCUGCUUUGUCACUUAACAAGCUGUGUGAACUUUGAAAAUCCUCACGAGUACCUGUGCUGUGGUAUGGUAUAGUGAGGUUGAUGAGUCGAUUACUUUGAAGGAGCCUUCGCUGAGCACACAACCACUAGUGCCUAUAUUGUGAGAAGCUUAAGUGAAAAUGGUACAUGUCAGAAGACAUGAGACAAGGAAAAGUUCUAAAAUGCCAGAGCAUGGGCAGAAGUCCCGAGUUGAUUGGAGGCGGACUAAAAGAAAUAGUAUCUUCCAAAUAUGUGACAGUGAUGAAGACCUAGACAGCGAUGAAGGCCUUGACAGUGAGGAGAGUGUCGACAGCAGUGAGAGUGUUGACAGCCAGGAGGAACAAGAGCUUGAGAUUCCCCAGGAGCCAGGUGGUAGUAAACAGCCAGGAAAUGGAAGGCAGCCUGAGCCAGCUUGCGCUGAGCCUGGGGUAAACAGCCGUGAGCAUCUCCCUCACCCUGGCAGCUCUUUGGCAUGUGCAGAGGAAAAGGACAAAGCUAAACACGGAAGCCUGGACCUAGCAGAUCACGAGCAGCCUUCAGGUCUAGCAGACAGUGUUCUGGGCAGAGCCCCAGGGCCAGCCACUGAGGAGGAUGGGGAAGAGGAGCGGGUCCAUCGUGGGCGGAGGAGAAGGGUCUCUUCCGUGAUGGACGACAGUGAUGACAGCGACGGCAGUGACAUUCUGGUCAGGAAAAUGGGUGUGAAGCGGCCGCGCCGCAUAGUUGAAGAUGAAUGCUCUUCUGUGGACUUGGAUCAGAAAACCCCAGAGCAGGCUUCAGCUGCACGGAAACGAGAGCAACUCCAGAAACUAAAAGAACUCUCAAAGCAGAGAUCCCAUCAGAGAUGCAAUAGUAGUAGAGAUUUUGAGGAUUCAGAAAAGGAAUCUUCCCCAAGCAAUGAUGAAAGUGAGAAGAAAGAUGAAGAGGAGGACUAUGAAUAUGAUGCAGAGGGAGAUCACUAUGUUUGUGAUGGCUUUGUAGUACAAGAUGAGGAGGGAGAUGAAGAAAACAAAAGCCAGCAAGGAGAAAAACUGAUCACAUCACAGCUGAAGCUAGUAAAGCAGAAUUCUCUCUAUUCUUUCAGUGAUCACUAUACUCACUUUGAAAGAGUUGUGAAGGCUUUUUUGAUCAAUGCUCUAGACGGAUCAUUUCUGGGAUCACUGUAUGAUGGGACCCGGCAGAAAUCAUAUGCUCAAGAUAUGCUGACAUCGCUCCAUUAUUUGGAUAACCACUUUGUGCAGCCCCGGCUUGAGAGCCUAGUUUCCAGAAGCCGCUGGAAAGAACAGUAUAAGGAACGGGUAGAGAACUAUUCGAGUGUGAGCAUCCAAGUCAAGAACCCUGAGAACUGCUCCUGCCAGGCUUGUGGACUGCACCGCUACUGCAAGUUCUUUGUGCACCUGUCAGGAGAGCUGUACAACACCAAGACCAUGGAGACAGAUGACUUCAUGUCACACGAUAAGCAGGAGUUUACCGUUGGAAGAAUCUGUGCUGAGCGGACCAGGAUCUAUCACACACUGAAGCACUUCAAAUUCAAGCUGUAUCAGGAGUGUUGCUCCAUUGCAGUGACAGAAAAGGUUGAGAACGAGCAGGUGAAAGAAACAGUGGAAAGGAUAUUCAGUCAGUCAAAAGAAAAGGGCUGGAUUAUGGAGAAAUACAGUCAACUUCAAGACUAUCUCAAUAAAGCAGAUUACUUUCAAGAUGAGAAGUUUGACUAAAUCUCCUUCAGAGAAGAUUUUAUAAAUUCUUGUUAAUGUGAAGCUCAUGAGUCUUAAUUCCGCGUAUCAUGUGACAUUUUGUGCAUAUUUCCAUGGCAAAAUAUCUAAACUUAUUUUCAUUGUAAUUUCCAGGAAAUGGCACUCUACAAUCUAAUAAAACUUUUAUCUGCUAUAUAUAGAAAACAUAAGUUUAAGAAAUUUUAAAUCCAUGAGUGUAUUUUAAAAUCAUAUAUGUAUGUGUACGUAUAUAUAAAAUGAUGCCUUUCUAACAGAUGACUACCAAGUAUUGACCAACAUUUACAUGUGAAGUACACUGGUUGCUGUGCCUCCACCCCAAUGUUUUUUUUACCCUCUCUGUGUUGAGUGGUCUUCACUGAUGUAGUCUCGACUCCUGUCAUGAUGUGACUCAGUGGCCAUGGGUGAUGCCUCAGUGUGCCAUCCCCCUCACACCCCUGGCUUCCUUUUCUGACAUUCCCAUAGGAAUGGGUCUCCACCCUUGGGUCUUUGAACCCUCUCCUUCAGGAAUCACUUUGUGACAUGUAUUUCAUGCUUUUUAAUAUUUUGUCUAGUCAAUUUUGUCUACAUGUGAAUAAUUUAAGAUGUAUUUGACUUGUCUUUUAUUCAUGACUUCUCCUGUAGAAGUAUUUAUGUCAGGCUCAGGAAGACUCUGAGAGACAGAUUGAGCCAAAAAUUGCUUACAGGCUUAUUUUGAUACCUGCAUUGCUUUGCACAUCUGAAUUUUUUCAUAAUAAAGUGAAAUGUUUUCAGUGUGAGUGACCAAUGGG
Erinaceus europaeus (western European hedgehog) is the source of this 3588-nucleotide messenger RNA. RefSeq names its product coiled-coil domain containing 82 (gene CCDC82). Bases 1232 to 2803 code for a protein of 523 amino acids. NCBI's taxonomy places the organism in Eukaryota, Metazoa, Chordata, Mammalia, Eulipotyphla, Erinaceidae. The record is from RefSeq and is a predicted model, not a curated record. The transcript is spliced from 10 exons. Gene Ontology annotation, cellular component: nucleus.